AGAGAGAGAGAGAGCAUGCAAUAAAGACUAGGUCAUUUCUACCUUCCAACCUUCUGAUAGUAGUGGGGGAGGGAACAGUGGGAAAGUUAGGUAAUGAUUUGUCAUCCUCAAGCCUGCCGUAGUUGUCAACCCUACCGUGCUGGAGAUCCUCGCUGUGAUUGACAGCAGGGUCGUGGGGGCCUCACUUGUCUCUGUUGACAGUAAUAAUGCGGAUUUGUCAAAGCCUAAUGGACAUGGAGAUGCCAGAUUACGCCGAGUCCCUCGACUCCUCAUACACCAUGUUGGAGUUCGAAAACCUGAGGGUGCUGCCCACAAACUCAUCAGAUGCCAUUGUUUCAGAGUCAGGGAGUGGCGGCCUGCUGGCAAAUGGGAUCAGCUCAAUGUGUGCCAUCUGUGGGGACCGUGCUACUGGGAAGCAUUAUGGAGCUUCCAGCUGUGAUGGCUGCAAAGGGUUCUUCAGAAGGAGCGUCCGUAAGAAUCACGUCUACUCGUGCAGAUUUAGCAGGCAGUGCGUAAUAGACAAGGACAAGAGGAACCAGUGCCGAUACUGCCGCCUGAAGAAGUGUUUCCGGGCAGGAAUGAAGAAGGAAGCUGUACAGAAUGAGCGUGACAGGAUCAGCAUCCGCCGGAGCAGUUACGAAGACAACGGAGCCUUGUCAAUCACCAUUCUGACCCAAGCAGAGGCGAUGGCGCAUCAGUAUUCAGCUCUCCGUCCUGUGCACAGUGCUGAUAUUGCCAUGAAGAAGAUUGCGACAAUCAAUGAUGUGUGUGAGUCGAUGAAGCAGCAGCUCCUGGUCCUCGUUGAGUGGGCAAAAUACAUCCCAGCAUUCUGUGAGCUUCCCUUGGAUGAUCAGGUUGCCUUGCUAAGAGCCCAUGCUGGUGAGCACUUACUGCUGGGAGCUGCAAAGCGUUCUAUACCGUACACGGAUUUUCUAUUACUAGGAAACGACUUCAUCAUCCCAAUGCACUGUCCAGAGCUUGAAAUUGCCCGUGUAGCUACCAGAAUUCUGGAUGAGCUGGUGAAGCCCUUGCGAGAAAUUCAGAUUGAUGAGAAUGAAUACGCUUGCCUGAAAGCCAUUGUGUUCUUUGACCCAGAUUGCAAAGGCCUGAGUGAGCCCGGGAAGGUGAAAAACAUGCGUUUUCAGGUACAGGUGAAUUUGGAGGAUUACAUUAACGACCGGCAGUAUGACUCGCGAGGCCGAUUCAGUGACAUUCUCCUCCUGCUGCCUCCUCUCCAAAGCAUCACUUGGCAGAUGAUUGAGCAGGUUCAGUUCGUCAAGCUCUUUGGAGUGGCAAGGAUCGACAGCUUGCUUCAGGAAAUGCUUCUGGGAGGGACAACUAUGGAUGCACCACAGUACCAGUCAGGACCUUCCAGCCUUAACAUGGAACCUCUUCCGGGACACAUUGUGCUCCCCAGCAGCAUCGGAUCAGUAAUUCACACCAUUUCAGCCUCAUCUCCUGAAACAUCCCUUCCUUCUCCUUCGACCAGUACAGGAAGUGAAGAUUACAAGCUAGGUCCUGCCCCCAGGCCUGAAGUAGUACCUGCGACUGUUUUGCCUCAGGUGGUGAUACCCAAACAGGAGAUUCUAUAAAGAACCACGCUGAAGAAAUCAAUAAUUUAACCUUUCAAGUCUUAAGUCCAACCAUCACUGUUCCCACAGUAGCAGCUAGCACUGCCAACCUCGCGGGGCCCUUUUCAGACACUGAAACAAAAUGGCACCUUUCAACAAAGACAGGAGAGAGCUCACCUGUCGGCAGUUUCCCCUUCCUAUGGGCUCAUGUCAUUUCCUCAGUUAGAAUUGUAAGGUGUUUGGGGCAGGUGCUUCCUAAUGAAGCUGCAGGGGUUCUUUGUUAAUGGAGAUUAAGUAGAAGAUAGGCGCAUGUAUUCUAAGUUCUCUUGGUGACGGGUCUUCAUGCUUGUGCGUGUUCAAGCUUUCCAAGCUCUGCCUACAUACCAACAAUGUCUGGAAAGCUCAAGCAGCAGACAGACUCAGAGAGACACGUUCAAAAAUGAGAAGCAAAGAGCAGGAAGCACAUUGUGAACCCUGGACCUGUCUACUGCUCUCUUCUCCUCUGGGAAGCUCAACAGUGCUUCAACACAGAGAUACUCCUUCAUGGGGCUUGGCAAUAUUACAUCUUAUGAGGCCUGAAUAAUGUGCUGCAUACUAGGGCAAGCAAGCAUAAAAGCAUCACCAGACCUUGUUUCCAAAGUCCCAUACCCUCCCACAUUUCUCCAAUGAAAAUAGGGAUGUCCUAUUCCAUAAUAAUACUAAUUUUACUAUUUAUACCCUGCACAUCUUGACUGGGUUGCCCCAGCCACACUUGGUGGCUUCCAAUGAACAACAACAUUCAGCAUUAAGAAGCGUCACUAUACAGGGCUGUCUUCACGUGCCUCAGGGGGUCGGAUAACUCCAUACUCUCCAACAUUUCUCUGAUGAAAAUAGGAAUGUCCUAAGGAAAAGCAGGACAUUCCGGGAUCAGGUCGGGAACUGGGACAGUUCUGUAAAUCUGGGACUAUCCCUGGAAAAUAGGGACACUUGGAGGGUGUGGGAUUCCAGUUGGCUCCCACUGCAGAACAUCCAGUAUCUCAAUCUUGCAGCACUCACUAAAGAGAGGCCCACUGACAUUAUUAUUUGUGUAAUUAAUAGAUGUUAAGUGCUGUUUGCACUCUCCUCAGUUGGUAUCUCAAUGGAGGUUGGUCCAUUUGGGCAAAUGGGGCACUGCCCCACCAGCCUCUAGCUGCUGUCUGGCAGUCCCCAGCUGCCUGCCUUCUUGCUCCAGCAUGUGGUGACACUGGCUGUCAGCUUCCAACUUCUUAAGUCCCAGUGUUGGCCCUGUAGAACUCAGUGGGGAGGAGGAUGGGGACAAAACUAGAAUUAGCUGGCUCCACCUGUCCUUGGCUCUGUUUGUCUAUGUGGGUCUCCCUGGCUAUGUGGGUCUCUCUGGCUUCUACCUUACCAGUUCCAACGGGCACCAGUCUCCACUGAGGAGCAUGCUGCUCAUCAAAAAUUGGCAGUUUAUUUUCUGUUAACACUCCCAGCUGUUGUGUGGUUCUUUUGGAACAGAAUAAAGGAUACAUAAUCCAAAGUGGAGAAGAUUGGUUCUGCUCAUAUCACAGCCUCUGCCAAAAUUGAUUCCUACAUUCCCAUUGCUAUUUCUUUUGAUCCCAUAGGUUUCUGUUUAUGAAUGUCUGAUCAGCAUACUAUUAGGACUUCCUAACGUUUCCAAGAUUUGUUAUGCCAUUUUUAAAAGCUGUCAACAUUUGAAAAUAGGAACAUGCUGUGCUUAAAUAAAAAGUCACGAAGUGAUACAAAAGUAUGCUUCAGUCUUUCCAUUGCUUCUUGGGGACAGAAGCCUCUUCAUAUGUGUCAAGCUAUGAAGUGCUCCUAAGAAUAUUUAUCACAUGAAAGCCACAAACCACUGUAUUGACUUGGAUGGAUGCAUUGCGACUGCUGCCCUCAUGAAGCGGGAACCACAACUCAUAGCAAUGAUUAAAAGCCAGGGUCACCAACGCUUUGGACCCAGCGGUUACAUUUGGGAUUUUGAAAAAGUGCUGUGGCACGAGUCACAAAAUGGCUGCCAUGGAGACAUGACAGAACCUAACACAAAAUGGCUGCUGUGAGGUAUGUGGCAGAACACAAAAUGGUACCGCCGUGCCUCUCCAUCAAUGGUAAACAAAGGCACCUACACUCAGCACUGCCAAACUUGCCCACGGAGAAAGAAGCUCUUGGCAUCUCUCCUAUGUUCAGAAGGGUGUCCUGGUACACAAUGAACUGUGGACAUGCUUAGGAGGACAUGUUCAAUAUAACAGAGGCUGAGCCAGUGCAAAUAGGAAGAGAGUGGAAAGAGCACUCAUGGGAUGUGGAUUUUUGAGGGGAGACCUUUUUGAUGGAGACCUUUUGGAAACAACAGAGAAGGUACUUGCAGACACACAUGUGGGCACCACCUCUGAUUUAAAGCCACCUUCUGAAGAUUUUGAGUUGAGAAAUAUCCUUUACUACAUGGAGUGUGUGGGGGUAUCAGCAAAUACAUUCACCAUCAACACCAUACCACAUUUUCCCAUGUACCGUGUUUCUCCGAAAAUAAGACACUGUCUUAUUUUUCCUCAAACAACAACACACUGGCUUAUUUUCAGGGGGUGUCUUAUUUUUCUUUCUCCUCCUGCCGCGGCCGGCAUUGCUGCUGCGCCUAUCAUUAUGUCUUAUUUUCGGGGUAUGGCUUAUAUUCCUUGAAUGCUUUAAAAUCCUGCUAUGGCUUAUUUUAUGACUACGUCUUAAAAUAGGGGAAACAGGGUAUAAGACACCCCCAUGUAUAAGAUGACCCAUAUUUUUUAACCCAAAAUUUAAAAAUUAAGUUGUUUAGCUUUUGGGGUGGGGGAGGUCACUUCCACUAAUCGUUCACCCACCUACCCGCCACUGCUGAUCCCACACUAUGCCGCCACCAACGGCCCACCGCCCACUUGCCGCAGCCGCCAAUCGCCUGCCCAUCUCGCCACAGCUGCCAAUCACCUGCCCAAUUGCCGCAGCCACAGCCAAUCGCCUGCAGGCCUUGCUGCAGCCACCAAUCACCCGCCCAAUCGCUGCUGCCAAUCUCCUGCUUGCUGCUGCCAUUAAUUGCACAUCCCCCCUCUGCAUUCACUAUCACAAGACACCCAAUUUUUGCCUUCUUUAAAAAAGCAAAAGGCAUUGUCUUAUACACGGAAAAAUACAGUAUAUUCUAUUCUAGCCCCAGCAGGGGAAGCUAGUUUACAUGCUAUGAAAGUCAGUGGGCAGCACGCAGGGAUGUAACAAACGUUUCAUUCAAAAUGAUACCAGUCUAUGACUUAUGCUAGGACAAUGCAACAAUGUCAUGGGUAGGAGUGGUUGCUAUGAAUACAUGCAGAUCCUGUUGAUUGCUCCUUCUUGUAAAACUGUGUUUGACAUCAGGUAUAGCAGAGGCAUAUUUAACUACACCUCUGUUGAACCAAGAUGAAGCUUCCAGGGUGGCCACAUGUCAUCUUUUACAAAACACUGUUAUCUGUUUGAAGGAGUCCUCUGUUGCAGAGCUAUCUGGUCCAAGUCCAGUCUACAAAUAACCAACACUUAAGACUGAAGAACAAGAGGUUUCCUGGAAACUUAAGGCAGCAAACUGAGUGAGCACACAGGAAACCUAGCUUUCCUCACUAUGUAGAGAUGUACUAUAUUUCUACAAACAGGAGAUGGGUCGGAGCUCAGAGGUAGAGUAUUUACUUUGCACCCAGAAGGUCCCAGGUUCAAUCUCUGGCAUCUCCAUGUAGGGCUGGGAGAGACCCACAACUGAAAAACUGGAAAGAGCUUCUUCCGGCCAGUCUGUGAGCAAGAUGGACCAAUGCUCUUAGUAUAAGGUACCUUCCUAUACUGUAGUCCUAAUAUGACCAGAUACCAGGCUUAACCAAAACACGUUAACAGUUGUUUCCUCUUUGAACAGCUGAAAAAUAAAAUGUCCUUGAAGGUAAGGAAGUUCUUAAAAGACAAAUGCACAGGGAACAAAUGACUUUUGGUCAUCUGUCCCCCCUAAUGCCUCCUGUGUUUGGUUUCAGAGUUCCUGAAAGUCUUAAGUAGGUAUUCUUCCCAAAUUCAAAAAGGAUACCCAGAC
Molecule: messenger RNA, 5613 nt
Organism: Zootoca vivipara (common lizard)
Lineage: Eukaryota; Metazoa; Chordata; Lepidosauria; Squamata; Lacertidae
Product: hepatocyte nuclear factor 4-beta-like
Biological process (GO): regulation of DNA-templated transcription
Cellular component (GO): nucleus
Molecular function (GO): RNA polymerase II cis-regulatory region sequence-specific DNA binding; zinc ion binding; nuclear steroid receptor activity
Source: RefSeq, a predicted model, not a curated record